Messenger RNA from Austrofundulus limnaeus, 392 nucleotides. RefSeq lists its product as uncharacterized. Gene Ontology annotation, molecular function: single-stranded DNA binding. NCBI's taxonomy places the organism in Eukaryota, Metazoa, Chordata, Actinopteri, Cyprinodontiformes, Rivulidae. The record is from RefSeq and is a predicted model, not a curated record.
UCUCUGUGGUGGUCUGCACCCGUCUGAAGUUGAUCAGAUCCUCUGAGCAGUUCUACCUGACCAACACUACCUUCACACAGGUGUACUGCACAGGCCUGGGCCAGCACUCCCAGAUGAGCUACAGGAAGCUGGACCAGGUGAGGCUGUUCCUGCGCUGGCUGAAGGGCCAGGAGGAUGGGCAGGUGCUGAGCCGGGCUCUGAUUGGAGGGUUCUUCAUGUUCCCGCCCCCUCCCAUCUCCCUGGAGACGUUCAUGACGCAGCGCAGAGGUGAGCUGGGCUUCCUGCAGGGGGCGGAGCUUCACAGGGAGCUGGACAGGCUCAGUUACCGGGAGAGACGCUGCUUCUGCAUCCAGGCUACUGUUGUCAUGGUUACCUACAGCUGCAGAGGAGAG